Auanema sp. JU1783 is the source of this 210-nucleotide messenger RNA. NCBI's taxonomy places the organism in Eukaryota, Metazoa, Nematoda, Chromadorea, Rhabditida, Rhabditidae. The record is from the annotation of a GenBank genome assembly.
AUGAAAAAAAAUCUGAAAUAUUUAGCUGUUCUGGGGAAUGGAAUUCCAACUUCAGGUGGAAAAAUCGGAGACUAUAUCCUAAAUUACGUUUUCUCAAUGUUCGAAGCUCCCUCUAUAACAAACACAUUGACUCAAACUUUAACUGUUAAUACCCUUAACAUUGACGGCACGUUGCAACUUAGAAGCCUCGUGCUCUUCAAGUUGUCAUAA